AUGCCUCCAGUCUACUAUGGAGAUGCGACAAAGACCACCUCCGCGCCGCCGUCGAAGCGGUCCGUCAAAACUGAUCCCAGCGCCAGCGGCGAUUUCCAGAUUCCCACAGCCUUCGACUCGGCGCUGUCCAACAACUUCACAAACAAUUGCGCGACUUUCUUCAAGACGAUGCUACAUAGCGAGACCGUAACCAGCUGUCAUCCUUUCUCCUUGAUGCUGCGAACUUCGAACGCGCUGUUCAAGGCCUCCAAAUCCUUCAUUCGUAUCACACAAACCCUCGAGGCAACAUGCGCUGCAAAUUCGACGCAGUGUACAACCGGGAUGAACGAUCUUGCGAUCCAACUUCUCACAGACGAUGCGUGCAAAGUUGACUACGACAACAACAACCCGCAGGUGGUACAGGCUUACAAUGGCCUCAUCUCGUACGAGCCCAUGUACCUGGCCAGCUGCUUGAAGGACAACGAAGGCGACUACUGCUACGCCAAUGCCGUCACCAACACCACGUCCGAAGGCGUCGAUGCGAUUCCCUUUUAUCUACCGUUGGGAGUGGGCAUGACCGGCGGCGCGCGCCCUACAUGCAACUCUUGUCUCCAGGACGAAAUGGCCAUCUUUUCUCAAUUCGCUGCCAACUCCACGCAGCCCGUCAGCAAGACGUACUCGAGCGCUGCCGAUACCAUCUCCAUGUACUGUGGGACCGCAUUCGUUAACGUCACCGCCGCCCCACUCAAAGGCGCUGCCUCCACUUCGACCGUUGCCUUUACACCAUCGAUAUCCCUGUUCAUCAUGCUUUUCUUCUUCCUCUUCCAGUGA
Messenger RNA from Paraphaeosphaeria sporulosa, 810 nucleotides. RefSeq lists its product as uncharacterized. The transcript has 2 exons. The record is from RefSeq and is a predicted model, not a curated record. Lineage: Eukaryota; Fungi; Ascomycota; Dothideomycetes; Pleosporales; Didymosphaeriaceae. Bases 1 to 810 code for a protein of 269 amino acids.